Messenger RNA from Topomyia yanbarensis, 2005 nucleotides. RefSeq names its product transferrin. The transcript is spliced from 2 exons. The record is from RefSeq and is a predicted model, not a curated record. Gene Ontology annotation, biological process: iron ion transport. Gene Ontology annotation, cellular component: extracellular region; recycling endosome; plasma membrane. NCBI's taxonomy places the organism in Eukaryota, Metazoa, Arthropoda, Insecta, Diptera, Culicidae. Bases 23 to 1930 code for a protein of 635 amino acids.
GCUCCAGCUAUCAGUUACUAGGAUGAGCUCGUUUCGAAAGGUCGUUAUCUUGUUCCUGCUGCUGGUGGUGGCAGUUGCCACCGGCCAAGGUCAACAACAGCAGGAAACUUUUAAACUAUGCGUCCCGCAUCAGAUCAUGGACGCCUGCCGGGAUUUGAUGGCGAAACCGGACGCGACGGUACAGGUCCAGUGCGUGGCCGGUCGCGAUCGAAUGGAAUGUUUGGAGAAGGUUAAUACGCGACAGGCGGACUUUGUGGCCGUCGAUCCGGAGGAUAUGUACGUGGCUUAUCAUAUGGCCAAUCAGGAUUUUAGUGUGUUUACCGAGUUUCGAACGGUGGAGGAACCGAAGGCUGAGUUCCGCUACGAGGGAAUAGUGCUGGUCAGGAAGAGUGAUAAUUUUAAAAGUAUGGCUGAUUUGAAGGGGAAAAAGUCGUGUCACACCGGUUACGGUAGAAAUGUUGGGUACAAGAUUCCGAUUACGAAACUGAAGAAAUUGGGUCUGUUUAAGUUGGCUGAUGAUCCGGAGUUGUCCCCCCUGGAGAAGGAACUGAAAGGUUUGUCCGAACUGUUUGGCAGUUCGUGUCUAGUUGGAAAGUACUCUCCGAACGAUGAAGUGAAUCGACUGUUGAAGAAACGCUACUCUAGUCUUUGUGCACUCUGUGAAAAACCGGACGUUUGUGACUAUCCGGAUAAGUAUUCCGGAUAUGAUGGUGCCAUUCGCUGUCUGGUGGAAAACAACGGGGACGUAGCCUUCACGAAGGUGAUCUACGUUAACAAGUACUUCGGUCUACCGGUAGGUGGUGCCCCAGCUCAACCGGCACUGAAUCCAGCUGCCCGUUCGGAUGAUUACGUGUACCUUUGUGAAGACGGAACUACUCGACCCAUCACCGGUCCGGCCUGUUCCUGGGCUCAACGUCCCUGGCAGGCGUACAUGGGAAACGGGGACAUCAACGAUCGGUUCCAGCGACUACAACAGCGUUUGCAACAAUUCUACGAAGAAGCGAAAAACAAGGCCAACGCGGAUCAAGCCGCUAAAAUGUGGGUUGAUCGAAAGAAUAUCCUGUUCGAUCGAAAAGUUCCGGUUUUGCCGGGCGAUCAUCUGGACCGGGCACAGUACAAAGACGUGAUCGAGCGGGAUGGUCCGUUCCAGUAUAAGAUCAAACUGUGCGUAGCUUCCGAGCUGGAAAUGGAAAAGUGUGACGUUAUGAGGAGGGCAGCGACUUCGCGGGAUGUCCGCCCGGAGAUCGAAUGUGUGCUGAAGGGUAAGAACGGAUGCGUAGGUGCUGUUCAGCGAGGUGAGGCUGACGUCGUGGUGCUGAAGGGCGAGGAUCAAACCGCUGCCAAUGUCGAAGGUCUUAAACCGAUCCUGUUCGAAAAGUACGCGGAAGAUGACGUAAUGGUCGCGAUCGUUGACAAGCAACUCAGCCGGGAUCUGCUACUGAAGGCACCGCUCGAAUUCGACGGCUCGGAUCAACGUGCCAUUUCGGCGGCACUGUUCCUGAACGACAAACGUCAGAAGAAGGCGUGCCCGAACAAGCUUUCCUCAACACCGAACGCACCGAUUAAGAUCAUCUCGGCCCAGGACCUCACACGGCUCGGUUCCGAUAAGGUGCUCGUCUGUCCGAAUCUUCAGUACGAGCCGAUCGGUAACUAUGCGUCGUGUAAUAUCGAUUAUACGCUGCCGGCGGGAAUCUACAUCCGGAAGACCGUAACCGGACAGAUCGAGGACAAUAUUGCGCAUGCUUUUGUCGCUCUUUCGGAUAAGUUUGGUCACGGUGCUAGGAGCGAGGUUGUGUUCGAUAUGUUCGGCGAGUUUAAGCCGGGAAGCAAAAAUGUGCUGUUCCAUGAUCGUGCGGCCAGGUUCGGACCGGCCGAUAACAAGGUUGGCGGAGUGGAAGCGGGUAAUUACAGACGGUUGAUGUGUUUGUAGAACUCGUGUUCAAGAUUGUUUAAUCGGAACGGACAAAUUGCUUUUCUUUUGAAAAAUGCGUAUUAGACAGCCGUG